This is a messenger RNA of Australozyma saopauloensis, 834 nucleotides long. It is a transcript of the gene DAM1, whose product is annotated as Dam1p. The record is from RefSeq and is a predicted model, not a curated record. NCBI's taxonomy places the organism in Eukaryota, Fungi, Ascomycota, Pichiomycetes, Serinales, Metschnikowiaceae. The coding region runs from base 1 to 834 and encodes 277 amino acids. Gene Ontology annotation, cellular component: mitotic spindle polar microtubule; DASH complex; mitotic spindle. Gene Ontology annotation, biological process: mitotic sister chromatid biorientation. The transcript has a single exon.
AUGGAACCCACAACCCCUCCACGAGACUCAAAGAGGCGACGCCUGAAUCGCUCGUCUGGAGUGUUCAACGCUUUUUCUCAAACUCCCAGACCACUGUACAGCAGAGAUGUUCUUCCCCUCCAAACCAAAGAUAACCUCACUAGAUGGCAAGCGCUUGCCGAGGGUAUGCAGCAACUACAACAGAAUAUGACUGGCAUCAACGAUAUCCACAACGCUCUAAGCGACCGCUUUAACGAACCGUUCUCUGCUUUCUUGUACGGCCUACUAAUAAACAUGUUCUGUAGUAACUAUCCAGCAUGCCCAACCAAAGAUCUCUACGAGGCAAACCAGCAAAGCAAAAGCGUUUUGGGGCUGAUCAGCUCACUUGAAGAGCGUGUGCGGAUGGCUAAGGCCAGACGGAGUCAACUUCAGGAGCAGGUGAUGCAAAAAACACAAGAGGUUCGUGCUCUUCAAAGCACACGAACGGUGCCCACACAGCGAAAAGCGCCUCAAUCGCUUCCGGUGAGAUCGCAGUUCACGCGUCCAGGAUUGCCCGUGAGGCCUAGAAAAGUUACUGUUGCUCGUGACGAUACGUUUUCCACUAAUGACUCAUUUGUCGAUAUACCACUGGGUGGAAAUGGGCGCAGCACAAUUGGGAGUGAAGUGGACAGGGGCAGAGGUCCCAAUCUAAACCAAGCACCUAGAUACAUGCGCGGAUUGUUCGAGUCAAAGAAUGAUAAUAUGCGGAAUCGUGUCAGAAAGCCCGAGCCAAAGCCAAGCAGGCAAGGAACAGCGGCAGCUCGAGCCGAACGGGCGCGGCGCGAGAGAAUGUCUGCCAGGCCGCCGUUCCGAUGA